Vicia villosa (hairy vetch) is the source of this 1223-nucleotide messenger RNA. RefSeq names its product hypersensitive-induced response protein-like protein 2. The coding region runs from base 372 to 1223 and encodes 283 amino acids. Lineage: Eukaryota; Viridiplantae; Streptophyta; Magnoliopsida; Fabales; Fabaceae. The transcript has 5 exons. The record is from RefSeq and is a predicted model, not a curated record.
UAUAACAUAUAACAUACUAAGUUCUAAAAAUAAAUACAAAGAGAACCUGUCAAGCUAAGAAACAAAACAACUAACUACAGAGAAAAAAAAAACAAUGCAAGAAAAUCCUAACCACGACUGGCAAACAAAAAACGGACAUAGAAAAACUACGCCAACUAUUUAGCUGAAUUUACACAUUCUCGCAAAUAAAAGCUAAGAAACAAAACAACUAACUACAGAGAAAAAAAAAACAAUGCAAGAAAAUCCUAACCACGACUGGCAAACAAAAAACGGACAUAGAAAAACCACACCAUCUAUUUAUCUGAAUUUACACAUUCUCACAAAUAAGGUACGACUGAAAUACCAAUCCAACAAAAAUAAAAAAUCAGGAAAUGGGUCAAGCUUUGGGAUGCUACCAUGUAUACAAGGGUGAUGUUGCUAUAAAAGAACGAUUUGGGAGAUUUAUUGAAGUUUUAGAACCUGGAUACCAUUGGACACCUUGGUUUAUUGGCUAUCAGAUACCUGGUGUAUUAUCGAUAAGUGUGCAGCAACACGAUUUUAAAUGCGAGACAAAAACAAAGGAUAAUGUCUUUGUCAACGUGAUUGCAUCUGUACAAUACCGCGUUGUGGCUGAUAAAGCGUCUGAUGCCUUUUAUAAGCUCACCGACAUAAGGGAACAUAUCCAAUCAUAUGUUUUUUAUGUUAUAAGAGCCAGUGUGUCGAAGUUAGAGCUGGAUGUCGUCUUUGAGCAGAAGAAUGAUAUAGCAAAGACUGUCCAAGAUGAGCUUGAGAAGGCGAUGUCGACCUACGGUUACGAGAUAGUCCAGACUUUCAUUAUUGAUAUCGAGCCUGAUGCUAUUGUCAAGAGAGCAAUGAAUGAGAUCGAUGCAUCUGCGAGAAUGAGGUUGACUGCAAACAAGAAAGCAGAAUCAGAAAAGAUAUUGCAGAUAAAGAAAGCUGAAGGUGAAGCUGAGUCCAUGUAUAUAUCAGGACUCGGUAUAGCUCGUCAACGUCAAACUAUCAUGGACGAACUAAGCGACAGUGUUCUUGCAUUCUCUGAAAAUGUACCUGAAACUUCUGCUAAAGAUGCCGUGGACAUGGUGUUGCUAACCCAAUACUUCGACACCAUGAAGAAAAUUGGAGCAUCCUCAACAAUUUCAUCCGUGUUCAUACCACAUGGUGCUGUUAGAGACAUUGUUGUUCAGAUUAGGGAUGGACUCCUUCAGCAAAAUGCUGCAAAUUAA